AUGUGGCGCUGCUUUCGGCGGGCCCCAAUUCUCUCAGCGCGAGGCGCCGCGGUGCGACCGCGCGGGGCGUGCGGAGCGCCGCAGUUGCAGCUGCCCGCCGGGACCGGCGGCGCCCGCUGGCCGCCCGCUGGCGGGGUGGGUGGGAUGCUGCACCGCACGGGCAUUUGGAUGGCGCCGCCGCGGCCAAAGUGGACCCUCGCCAGUCGCGUGGAGGACGUCCUGUUUGGGGGCGAAGGCGAAGUCCCUGAAGUCGAGCUGAGCGACGUCCCCCGCAGCGAAUUGGGCGGCAGAGGAGUAGUGGCGGCCGACGAGAAUGUCUCUCUUGAAAGUGUUCUUGCGCAGUCCGAGGCGGUUGCCACAGAUGAGGAUGACUUGGGCCUAACGCUGGCCUCGCCGUCCUACACGACCAUAAAUGAAGCAAUUGAAGAUGCACGCAGGCUUGCGGAGCGCGGGGUGGGCACCCUUCACGACUGGAGGGGCUUUGCACAGAAGGACGUCGCCUCUCCUACUGCAAGAACGAAACUCGACGCAGCCCUUGCCGCGGCGGUGGAGGCAGAAGGGGCCAGACAGGGAGAAAAGGCGGGGGCAGAGCGGGGGGCGGAAGUUGCCAGACGACGGCUGCCCGAGGACCUCUACGGCUCUGUGCUCAACGCGAGCUGGAGCCACGUCGUGGGGUUUCCCGAGGUGGACGAGUACGAGGAGGAGUUGGUGCGAAUGGAGGUGAAGGAGGGCCAACGGCCAACGAAGUCGUGGAAGUACAAGCCUCGAGGCUUGAGUUUUGAACUUGAUGACGCCGUAGAACAGUUCCGCCCACCACGCCCCAGGCUGAUGGUGCUCUCUUCCGAGAAGGGGUGGCCGUACUCGCUGCGGGAGGGCACAGAUCUUACCGACUGCUACGUCACCGCCGAGGCGGAGCGGGUGUGGAAACGCCUGGAUGUCUUUCUGCGCGUGUUGUUCCGCCGUUCCAUUAGAAGAGCGUCCAACGUGCGACGAGUUUUAUUGCUUGGGACGCCCGGGAUGGGGCAGUCGAUGACUGUUGGCUCCUACCUCCUCUACAGGCUGCUCCACUACGACGCCAGGAAAUUCCAGGUGGCUGUCUACUGCUUUGGGGGAGAGUUGGCGUACGUGUUUGACAAGACCACCCAGACGGUGACGGAGCACGAGGGUGCGGACAGUAUUAUCGCUGUUCUGGAUGACUUGGCCCGGCGCGGAAAGAAGGGGUAUAUUAUCUACGAUGUGUCGGAGGAAGGAGCACCGCCGUCGUCAAAACUGCCGCCUGAUGGGUGGGGCAUGAUUUUGCUGGCAUCCCUAAAAAGCGGUAACUUCAACACACUGGCGAUGCAACUGCACACCAGUCUCACCAUCAUGAACUGCCCUGACGAGAAAGAGGUGAAGGCGAUGUGUGCCUGGAGGACGCGUGGCCGCCCCGCGCAGGAGCAAAGGAAGUACUGGGAGACUGUCCAGGACCGCAUGUCUCAGGUGGGGCCGAUGCCGCGUUACAUCCUCACUGAGGCGGAUUUCAACGAGGGCACUGAGGUGGUUAACAGCGCGCUGCAGGCGAUUGACGCCUCGGUUGCCAGAGACUACUUUGAUCUUGAAGAAGGGAAC
This is a messenger RNA of Trypanosoma conorhini, 1608 nucleotides long. Its product is annotated as putative retrotransposon hot spot (RHS) protein. The transcript has a single exon. NCBI's taxonomy places the organism in Eukaryota, Euglenozoa, Kinetoplastea, Trypanosomatida, Trypanosomatidae. The annotation marks the transcript as partial. The record is from RefSeq and is a predicted model, not a curated record.